Messenger RNA from Triticum aestivum (bread wheat), 855 nucleotides. RefSeq names its product uclacyanin 1. Gene Ontology annotation, molecular function: electron transfer activity. Lineage: Eukaryota; Viridiplantae; Streptophyta; Magnoliopsida; Poales; Poaceae. The record is from RefSeq and is a predicted model, not a curated record. The transcript has a single exon. Gene Ontology annotation, cellular component: plasma membrane. The coding region runs from base 97 to 618 and encodes 173 amino acids.
GCUGCGACCUCGAUCAUACAUCCCUCGAUCUUCUCAACAUUCCAACCCUUCUCGGGUCAUCUUCUCAACUACCAGUCCCUCGAUUGGCAUUCAUCCAUGGCGGCAGCUACCAGAGCUCUCCUUGUUGCCGCAGUGACCGCGGCGGCGCUGUUCGGCACGGCGCUCGGCGCCACCUACACAGUCGGCGCACCGGCCGGGUCAUGGGACCUCCGGACAAACUACACCCGAUGGACUUCCACCAUCAGGUUCUACACCGGCGACGAGCUCCGGUUCCAGUACCCCGCUGCGGCGCACAACGUGGUGGAGGUGACCAAGACGGCCUACGACAACUGCAGCAGCUCUAGUCCCGUCGCCACGUUCCCGAGCGGCAACGAUGUCAUUCCGCUCGCCGCCGUCGGGACCCGGUACUUCAUCUGCGGCCUGCCGGGGCACUGCGCCGGUGGCAUGAAGGUACAGGUCAACGUCCAGUCCAAGGUAGUGAGAUGCCGAAGGAGAGGGACGAGGCAGCGGUGCACACAGACAACGCCACAGCCGAGCUCGGCGGCUCAGGCUGGUGCUGAGCCUGUGCUAGCGCUCGGGCUGGCCGCCGUCUUGGCUGGCUUGAUGCUUCUCUACUAGUCAUCAACGACAACCUCCAUAGGAACUUUCUGUAAAAAAUAAUAUUAUCUUUCUCCUUUUUUUUCCGUGAUGACUUUCUCCUCUCUCAAGCGUGAUUGAUCGUGCGCACAUGAUUCUUUGUAUAGUCAAAUGUGUCGUUUUUAUUAUUAUAUGUAAUUUAAUAUUUUUUUGGUUCAUGGCAUUUCGUUGACCGUAAAAUACCAAGAAAAAACACAGUGGAUCAAUUUCAUGGCACUA